AUGAAAUACCUUGACCUUGGAAUAUUCGCCGUCCUGGCGUGGAUAUUGUCAACUAUCAGCGCUCAACAAUACUCUUUGGCGAACGCAACAACAUGUGGGCUCGCUUGCGUAGCAGUCACUGUGCCAAAGAUUAAUUGCCCGCUGCUUAACACAGCUUGUCAAUGCAAGAGCACCGAAUUACCACAGUUGAUGACAGCAUGUCUGUUAGAAAAUUGCACAAUGCACGAUGGAUUGAGCAAGCGUCUGCCAUUUGCCACAUCCAGAUCGAUCUGCUGUGCCGAUUGUUCUGACUGCCACUGUCUACACGUUCACAACUGUGUUGGUCGUCUUGCGUCUGAUAUCCAAAAUCUGGGUGUCUCGCACUAUGGGCAUAGACGAUUGGAUUGUCAUUAUUGCUCAGUGUCAAAGGUAGGCUUUGGGAGACAUAUCUGGGAUCUUCAAGACGGCGAUCUCUCGCUUUUUUUGAAAUAUUUUUACAUCGUAGAGAACGCCUAUGUGAUAUCCAUUACCCUAACAAAGAUCUCCGUGAUCUUCCUCUACCUCCGACUCUUCGAACACUCGCCAUCGUUCCGCUAUACCGCGUACGGAACUAUAGUUUUCAUCGCUCUCAUCACAGUUGUUCUCUCGUCUUUAACGAUAUUCGCCUGUCAACCUGUGUCCUUCUUUUGGGACAGGGAUAUCAGAGGAGGCAAAUGUUUGGAUAUCAAAGCUGUCGCUUAUGCUAUUAGCACUGUGGGCAUCGUUGAGGAUCUCGUUAUCGUUGCCCUUCCAUUACCCUUGCUUGUAAAGCUGCAAAUGAGUACGAGGAAGAAGAUCGGAAUCGGAUUUAUGUUGAUUUUGGGAAGCAUAGGUUGUGUAGUUUCCAUGAUCCGUCUCAAGUCCCUCAUCUCCUUCGGGAACUCCCUCGACCCUUCCUGGGACAACGUCAAUGCCGUAGUCUGGACAAUCCUCGAGCUCUCUGCCGCCAUGAUCUGCGCCAGCCUCCCCGCUCUCCGCGUCCUCCUCCUCAAACUCUUUCCCAAAUCCAUACUCUCCACCACCGGAGGCACGUUCCCCACCAACGGACGAGAACCACAACCAAAACCAUGGCAAGGUAUUGAUUUCGGGCGCCGUUCUGAUCGUUACCACUCCUCUGCGACGGGCUUUGUAGAGCUGGAGCGGACGAUUUCGGCUGCCCGAGCCGAUCAAGCGGAGACACCCCCCACGCCGCCCCCGAAAGACAAUUUUGUGAUAGAGUUGGGAUGCAUGGAUUACAUGAAUGGAUAA
Messenger RNA from Hyaloscypha bicolor E, 1266 nucleotides. RefSeq lists its product as uncharacterized. The record is from RefSeq and is a predicted model, not a curated record. Bases 1 to 1266 code for a protein of 421 amino acids. The transcript has 8 exons. Lineage: Eukaryota; Fungi; Ascomycota; Leotiomycetes; Helotiales; Hyaloscyphaceae.